CGAAGAGAAAAGGCGCAAGACGCGGGUGUGACGUCAUUUCGGCGCCAUCUUCUUUCUUGGGUGGGGUUUUCAGGCUGUUGUUGUGAAAGAUGCCGAAGGUAGUGUCGCGGUCGGUAGUCUGCUCCGAUACCCGAGACCGGGAGGAAUAUGACGAUGGCGAGAAGCCUCUCCACGUGUACUACUGUUUGUGCGGCCAGAUGGUCCUGGUGCUGGACUGUCAGUUAGAGAAAUUGCCCAUGAGGCCCCGGGACCGGUCCCGUGUGAUUGAUGCUGCCAAACAUGCCCACAAGUUUUGUAACACUGAAGAUGAGGAGACCAUUUAUCUUCGGAGACCUGAAGGCAUUGAACGACAGUACAGGAAGAAGUGUGCGAAGUGUGGACUGCCACUUUUCUACCAGUCCCAGCCGAAGAAUGCUCCCGUGACCUUCAUUGUGGAUGGAGCAGUAGUCAAGUUUGGCCAGGGUUUUGGGAAAACGAAUAUAUAUACUCAGAAACAAGAGCCCCCUAAGAAGGUGAUGAUGACCAAACGGACUAAAGACAUGGGCAAGUUCAGCUCUGUCACUGUGUCUACCAUUGAUGAAGAGGAAGAGGAGAUUGAGGCUAGAGAAGUUGCCGACUCAUAUGCGCAGAAUGCCAAAGUGAUCGAAAAACAGCUGGAGCGCAAAGGCAUGAGCAAGAGGCGACUGCAAGAGCUGGCUGAACUUGAAGCCAAGAAAGCAAAAAUGAAGGGGACCUUGAUUGACAACCAGUUCAAAUGAACCAUGACCUUUCUCUGAGUACAGACUGGAGGCAAGCAUUUAGAUUAGGAAGAAAAGUAACUUCUUUGCAUGUACUAAUUCCUAUUUGUGUCCCAGCAGAAGGCUUUAUGUUGUUUCUCAUAGUUCUCCUACAUUCAGUGAGAUCUUUAACUGAGUCCAUUUGACCUGCUUCCCAGGAGAUAGAUUUUUCUAAAUCUCUUCUGUAUGUAGGUUUUCUGUACUAUUUUUUGUUCAUUUGAUGUAAACUUGAGCUGUGUAGAAACUUUGAAUAGAUCAGUGCUUGGGUGUCUCUAGUUACUAAAAUAGCUGUUUUUAUUCCUUCUUCAAAGUUAAUGUUUAAAGAUUUUUUGAAAAAAUAUUGUGGCAUGUCAUAGAGAAAAGCAGCAUGAAUUAUAGUUUCAGCAAGUCAGAUCCUUUUAAGUAACCCUGUCUUGGUUCUUAGAAUUGGCUAUGGGUUUGAAUCUUUCUAGUGUCAGAGAAGAAUCAUUAAAAGCCAAAAUCUGCAUAAAGCUUCCUUUAUUUCAAACAUUGAAGCUGUAGGUGAGCCAUUCCAUAUCAGACUUCAUACUUAAGGAAAAGCUAGAUUGCAGUGAGGGGGUAGGAUAGCUCAGAUCUGCAUGAAAAUAGGCUCUCAGUAAGUAAACCAAGGGAGAUACCAUCUAGUUAGAUGUUGAGAAAUAUGAUUGAGGAAUUAAUGUGAUGUGGCUCAUAAGAUCAUUAUUUUAUUGCAUUACCCAAUAUUGCUAUAUUAAAGACAGAAAUAGGAGUUUGCAGGUAAGGAUGUUUUCCAAGAGGCUUCCUGGUUAUCUCGUCUGUGAGGCUGUCCUGUUUCUUGAAAGGUAAGACAAGGUAAAUAUCUGGCUCAACUUAGAAGUUAGUCCUUAAAAGACUUUGUACCUGUUCACCUAGAUAGAUUAGAAAUUGUUAGAAGCCCUUAAAAAAGACUUUUGACCCUAACUCACUACCUGUUACUAUAUAAUCCUGUUCCCAUAGCAGCUGCACUGAUGUGUAAAUGUGUUACCCUGGCAACUGGUAAUUGAUAUCUGUGAUUAUAAAAACCUAUGUGAAUCUAACUUCAGUGCUGGACCAUUCAUGUAGAUAUGGUAUAGACUCCUGAGUACCCCCACUGUUAUUCUAAUCUGCUUAAAUAAAACUAUAAACUACA
Microcebus murinus (gray mouse lemur) is the source of this 1923-nucleotide messenger RNA. It is a transcript of the gene STEEP1, whose product is annotated as STING1 ER exit protein 1. Lineage: Eukaryota; Metazoa; Chordata; Mammalia; Primates; Cheirogaleidae. Gene Ontology annotation, biological process: endoplasmic reticulum to Golgi vesicle-mediated transport; endoplasmic reticulum membrane organization. The record is from RefSeq and is a predicted model, not a curated record.